Alternaria atra is the source of this 5898-nucleotide messenger RNA. RefSeq lists its product as uncharacterized. The transcript has 3 exons. Gene Ontology annotation, biological process: proteasomal ubiquitin-independent protein catabolic process. Gene Ontology annotation, molecular function: peptidase activator activity; proteasome binding. Bases 1 to 5898 code for a protein of 1965 amino acids. Gene Ontology annotation, cellular component: cytosol; nucleus. NCBI's taxonomy places the organism in Eukaryota, Fungi, Ascomycota, Dothideomycetes, Pleosporales, Pleosporaceae. The record is from RefSeq and is a predicted model, not a curated record.
AUGGCGGUCAGCGAACGAAUAUCGCAGCUCAUGAGCGCUCUCGACACUGGUACCGGUCCCGAUACCUCUCGUGCCACCUCGCCGGGCAGCGACUGGCGGCAGCCGAAUGGCGGCGUCAAUGGCGCAGACGACAGGCGCCGUCCACGUACAUUCCCCUACUUCGAAUACCUCCCAUACCAGACCGAAGACCAGAGCGAUCGCGAACAGAGCCUAAACACAUGUCUAAAGCACCUCUACAUUGCCGUCUCGGCAGGAGACUUCGCGCCGGGCGCUGUACAUUGGACGCGCGAGAUUCGAGGCUGGCUGUCACUCAAGUUCGACCUUCCCCGCAGCACGCGCGUGAAGCUGGUGAAGCUCUACUAUGAGCUGGCAUUGGCUCCGGGGCUGGACUAUCUCGUGGCAGAGCGCUUUGCAAGCAUGUUCAUGGUCUUGACCAAGCGUAAACAUUACCUACGACCCGGCAAAGACCUGAUACUCGACUGGCGGCCGCUGUAUAGAGAGCUGAAAAUGUUCGUCCUGCCUUCAGAAUCCGGAGGCUCCCACCCACCAAACGUGAAGCGCAACAUUCGCACCUUGACAAAGAUGUGCACUUUUGCGCAGUCAUACUUCGAUCCCAAGGAGAUACCGGCCAUAAUGGAAGAACUUCUGCCUUUCUUCAGCACGUCCUUCAGCGAGAAUGCAUUCGUGGUUGUGGGCCUGAUGAACUUGCUCUUCCCAACUCAUCCCGCACCAGAGGAUAUGCAGCAGCUGUUGCCUCAAGAAUACCUCCCGACCUUCUUCCAUCUAUGGUCGCUCGUCAACCGGUCGCGGCUCUUCGACGCACACUAUAUCGAUACACUGUCGAGAUUGUCUAGGGACAACCUGACCGCGGCGCAUGUACCCUUCUCACAGUAUGGAGUGUUUACCGGCGAGCAGUCAUCUCAGAUCUUCACAGCCAUCCUGCGGCUGCUGGAAAUUCCAGUUGGGCAAGCGACGUCGCCAUACAGCAGUACGGUGGAUCUCGGUGCAGGUCUGGCUGUGAUGCUUGACCGUGACCCGCGGAAGCACCCAUCAACACACCACAUUGCCCGUAUUAUUGCCAUGUCGUUAUCUCCUGCCUGUGCAGAGCACUCCGACUCCAUUCUGACCAAGCUCGAAGGGCUCAUCCAGGCUGUGGAGACUUUCUUCCAUCCAUCCAAUUCGGGUAGCUGGACUAGACCUCUGGCACAAUUUGUAUACUACCUGGCCGACAUAUUUGUGCUGCGGUGGAAUCGAGAACACAGUGGUGAGAUGGACGUGCCGGAGGAGAGGAAGCUGAACGAUGCAGUCAAGAGGCGCUUCGUACUCUGUUUACGAGAGGUCACAUUCAUGGGCAUCUUCUCCAAGAGCGACAAAGCUGUGCAAUACGCCUUGUCCACAUUACAGAGCUUGGCACAUCUUGAGCCGAACUUGAUCCUCCCGGGCGCAUUGCAGCGUAUCUACCCCGCAAUGCAAGGGCUCGUUGAGGUACAUCGCACCAUUUCGUCUAUACGGGCGUUGCACAUGCUCUCCAAGGUCAUGGCCAAGACAAAGGGCUUCCGGUGCCACGUUACUUCUGUGCUCGGACUUGCACUCCCUGGUAUUGAUGCCAACGAUCUGGAGAAGACGGUGCAUACCUUGCAAUACGUCCAAGGUGUAUGCUACCUUAUCCCAUUCCAGGAUCUCACAAAAGCCAAGAAGGCGUCAAAUGAGGAGAUCUCUCGAGAUGGAGCAUCUACGCCAAUGGAUGACGCCGGUGGUAACACGGGGCUUGCUGUGGAAUGGAUUACAGCACAAGUCGAACGAUUAGAGAGCGCCAACGGAAACAUUGAGAUCAACUAUGACGAGGAGCUUAGUGACGAGGAUGAGGCGUUGAUCCUGCGUUCGUCCACGACUGGGCUCAACGAAUUUCUGAUUACAUUUCUUGGUCGCGUUUUUACGCUCUUGGAGAAUUUGCCAGAUGCAUCUAGAGUACGAAGUGGCUCCCCUGAAGAGUAUGUGGUCAACCAGCUACCAGCUGCUUUUACGCCGCUCCUUGCUGCCCUCUCUCCCGAGCUCUACGACAUUGCACUCGACAAGAUUGCGAACUUUAUCACAAACCAUGUCGUUCACCAAGCCAAAGAUGCUAUCGCGUUUAUCUGCAAUAGUCUUGUCAAGAUCAACCCUGAGAAGGCCCUGAAGCGUCUGUUACCGCAUCUCCUGGCAGGUAUCCGUACUGAGAUUGAUGAGAUUGGCGCUGGAUCAACGCGAACAACAGGCGCUGAGGUGCUCCCUCGCGACCGUGCGCUUGUCUGGAACCUUUGCAUUCUUAGCAUGUGUGUUGUCCAUGUUGGUGACGCGGUUCUUGAGUGGAAAGACGAACUCUUUGAGAUUGCAGAAUACAUGCAGCAGAAGUGCCGCGGCACGCCCACCGUACACGUUUCUAACUUCAUUCAUCACUUGCUACUUAACCUUACAUGCACCUACACCAUCGACUACUCGAUCUACGAACAAGACGAGCUUGAACAGGGCUUGUCAACAGAGUCAUGGGGUAGGCAGGUCGAUAUUAAGAAGCUGAACAUCCAGUGGCAUACACCGAGUUCCGAAGAGAUUGAUUUCGCUGUCAAGCUUUUCGACACUCACGCCAACAAUGCCAUGAAGGCACUCAAAGCCCUUACGCAACCAGACUCGCCAAUCAAGCGCGAAGGCACCGGCAAAGACUGGUCUGAUGAAGUCUCUCGUAACCUUGUUCUGUUGCGUCUGAUCAUUUCCGGCAUCUCAGUCUUGUUCGAUGUUCGGCAUGAUCAAGCCACUGAUGGCACCGAGCCUGACGACGACUCCGACGCAGACGCAAUGGACACAGAAGGCAUUGACGACGAUGCUGGAUUGGGAGAGGCCGAAGACGAAGAGGUCAAGCCUACCUUCCAGUACGAAGCUGGCUACCCGCUGCGUCGUGGUGAUGACAACUACAAUCUCAUCCAUAACCUUCGCGAACAGGUUGGCCAGAUGCUGCACAACGUGCAUCAAUUCUUGAUCGAGAAGCAGCCCGAUGACGUACCCUGCUUCAACUCGUUGUACAAUGCGUACCGGUCGUGGUUCAUUGACGUUGGUAUCGAGCGAUCUGCCCAUGUGCUUGACAGGAUAUCCAGGCUUUUGGAGAAUGACGAACGACCUUUCAGAUUCAGCGGACUGCGAAAGCAAUACCCACGACCUUUACUGGUUCGACGUGCAAACGUCUACCACCUGCAACGAUUACGGCACAACGCUAAUCCACGACCCAAGACAGAUCUCGACAUGCUCUUACUGCUUGAUCUCGCUGAAUCCAGCAUUUCCAUCUAUACUGAGAUCCGACGCACCGCGCAGACCGCCAACGAAUCAGCGGUUAAGUGCGUGCUGGGCGCUAGGCCUCUUGUCAUCCCACCUCUAUUAGAUGCCUUCGUCAAGGCUGUGGCCGAAAGUGACUACCCUCGCAUCAAGGGUGCCAUGUUCACACUUCUCUUUGGUAGCCUGGCGAAGACUAUCAGCCGCGACUGGCGGUUCACACCCAAGCUCAUCAAAGCUUUCAUCGAGGUGACCGGUGCCGACAAGCCUUCAGUGCAGAAGCUCGCGACCAAUGCUACGUUCCAGAUCAUGGAUAUGGGCAAAGCAAUGGAGCGUAUGGUCAUUCUGCCGAAGGAGGUUGUAGAAGCUAUCGCAUAUGCCAUCGACUCUAGCGAGGGCGACAGUGUGCACACCAAGGUCACCAAGCGUCGGGAUUAUAUCAAGAAGAAGCGCGCUCGCAUCGAGGGCAAGAAGUCUGAGCUAUCUAAAGAGCUUGUUCAUAUUGCCAAUACUGAGCACUGGAAGAAGGUUAGUCGAACUGCAGCCAUCAUCGUCAAUCUGGGAAUGCGUUACGACAGCAUUGCUUCUGACGAGAUGAUCGACCUCGUCGCAAAGGGUUCCAUAGAUCAACAUCCUAGUCUCCGAGGUCUCUAUGCUGGAGCGCUCAUUGGCCUAUACUCGGUCAUUCAGACCCGUGCGAUCACCGGGCACAACUACGAAAAGUACUUGCUCAGCGAAGAAGAGCUACCAGAUAAGAUCUCGGUGCCGACCAAGCCAGAGGAUCCGAACUGGACUGAGCAGUACCUUGCAUCGUUUGCGCAGCCUGAAGCCAAAUACUAUGUCGACUUUGAUUAUCCUGGCUGGCUGGUGUGGAACAAGAGUAUGACCGCAUUCAAGCCCAAUGCGCCGCAGCUAUCGUACGAUGAAGUCGAGACCGGUGUACGCCAGAAGAUCGCGAAACAUCUAACUCGAUCCUGGUUCUCCAACUACUUCGCCUUCAUGAAGCAAGAGCCACGCGACAACAGCGCUGACAGGUUCCGCAUGUCAAGCGCCAUGGUCUUGACUCACUCGUUCGACCUCGUCUUCUGCGGCCUGACCGAAGCAACAUUUGAAGACAUCAAAGACCUGACCCAGUCUGUCUACGCCGACGGAAGCGACAAGCAUCAGCACCGUGCCACUGCUGAAAUUAUGGCCGCGUUACUCUCAUGUGCACCAGAUCUCAAGGCGGAUCAGCGUGAGGCGGUUUGGGAGUACGUCUUCCCCAUCGUGCGUGGCAUCUUCCAAGAUGGAUUGACCCCUGAAAACUCUGGUUACUGGACUACCUUCCUACAUGUUGUAUUACAGUCGAAGGAUCCACGCCGAGGAUGGCCGUUAGUCGACUGGCUGGCUAGCUUCCGCCUUGACAUGGAGUCCAAUGCCGCCUUCAAGGAGAGCUCCAAAGUGCAUCUACUCACGCAAUGUAUCUGCGACGCGGGUUGGCACUUCCGUCUCGAGAAACCGAUCCUGGAGGACUUCAUGAAACAUCUCGACCAUCCGUACAAGGGUGUGCGAGAAGCUAUGGGUCAGACCAUCGCAAGUAUCUUCAGGACGCGUUAUCAUGAAUCGUACAAGGAUGUUGACACGCUGAUCAAGGCGCAGAAGGACGCUUCCUCGAUUGGUGUCCGCCCGUACCAACCUACAGAUGAGUUCACCAAGACCAUCACUGAGGUCUUCGAUCGCCUUGAGGUUUGGCGCCAGGAGCGUCCCGCAGGUCAACAGACACCUUCGUCAUACACAUCAGGUGGUAAGACAGUUCUCCUCUGGCUCGACUCUACGCUCUCCUCGUACGAGUGUACCUCGCUUGUUAGUUUCUUCCCCGAUGUAUUCAUGGAGCAACUGCUACACAUGAUGGACAUCAAGGAGGAUCCCGAACUCCAAUCGCUGGCGUAUCAUGUCUUCCGCCAUCUGCCGAACAUCCCGCAUCGCCAAGGUGAGGAUGCAGAUUUCAUCGCCGCUCUUAUUCGCAUCGGACGCAAUGCGACAAGCUGGCAUCAGCGUCUUAGGAUCUUGAUCAAUAUCCAGGUCAUCUACUUCCGCCGACUCUUCCUCAUGAGCGAGCAGCAGCAGCAAAGCAUGUUCGACUGCGUUUCCGCCAUGCUCUCGGAUACCCAGCUCGAGGUGCGCAUGGGUGCCGCCACUACCCUAUCAGGCAUGAUCCGUUGUUCGCCCAUCGCGUUCCGCGACCGCCAGGUCUCCACGCUAAAGGAGAAGUUCACUAAGCAGCUCAACAAGAACCCGUUGCCAAAGAAGCGCGAUGCAGGAACACCGACAACAGAGCAAGGCAAGCUCGUUUUGACCCGCCACGCAGCUGUGCUAGGUCUCGGUGCGCUUAUCCAAGCUUUCCCGUACCAGAGCCCUCCGCCAGCCUGGUUGCCUGAUGUACUGGCUACGCUGGCUAGGAAGGCUGCAGCCGAUCCAGGCAUGGUUGGAAAGAGUGUCAAGACUGUUCUAGCAGACUUCAAGAAGACCCGCCAGGAUACUUGGCACGUUGAUGUUAAGGCCUUCGAACAAGAGCAAUUGGAGGAUCUGGAGGGUGUGUUGUGGAAGAGCUACUUCGCAUAG